AUGGUUAUGGAAACGAACCAAAAAGUAAAUUGUACUUUAGGAGAUAUAUUCUUGAGUCCAGCAUUCAUUGAACAGUUCCCUAUUCUAAAUUCAGAUAGAUUCAAAUUAGUUGAAGAUCGCAUAUUAAAUGAGCCGGAAUAUGUUCCACAAUUGGGAAGUUUUAUAAAAACCAUUGGUGGAACCAACUUAAAAAACAAUGUUAUUAGAAUUUUAUCUAAACUAAUAACAAACCAAUAUGCUAUAACAUGUUCCUGGACUGGUAGAGGAAAAAAUAUUGAUACCAGAUUAGGAGAUUCUGGGUUAAUGAACUCAAUCAAAAAUGUUAUUAAAGAAAUUUAUUCCAAUAGUUAUACAGACUCCGAAUUUGAAAAAAUAGUGCCUGACUGGUUACGUCAUGCUAACACGAGGUUUUCCAGAACAAAAUAA
Macrosiphum euphorbiae (potato aphid) is the source of this 426-nucleotide messenger RNA. The record is from the annotation of a GenBank genome assembly. NCBI's taxonomy places the organism in Eukaryota, Metazoa, Arthropoda, Insecta, Hemiptera, Aphididae.